AUGAGGCGUAGCGGCCGCCGAAACCGCAGUUACCGCAGGUGGAGGAGGCGUAGGAGCAAGAAGGACGGGGAUAGUAGAGAUAGAGGAAGUGGGGAGAGCAGAAGCAGUAAUAGGGAGGAUUGCGGAAUGGGGAGGAGUAAGAGCGGCAGGAGUAAGAGUAGCAAGAGCAGGAGGUAG
Pyrenophora tritici-repentis Pt-1C-BFP is the source of this 177-nucleotide messenger RNA. NCBI's taxonomy places the organism in Eukaryota, Fungi, Ascomycota, Dothideomycetes, Pleosporales, Pleosporaceae. The record is from RefSeq and is a predicted model, not a curated record.